GCUCCCCGUUGCCGGGCUCCGGAGUUGUGGCUCGGCCCGUGUCCGAGCUGCUCCGCGGGGCCAUGGCCGGGUCCCUGGUGCUGAAGCGCCGGCGCACCGCGCUGGAGCGGGCCGAGAAGUUGCUCUCCGAGCACUGCUUCCCUGACUGCAACCUCCGGGGCAGGCUGUUCGGGGACACCUGCCCCCUGGUGUCUCUCUCCUGCUUCCAGACCCCUCAGCGAAUCCCACAUGAUGAAGCUGUCAGACAAGAAUUCAGACCUACGAAAGUUGGGGACUCCUUUGGACCCACGUGGUGGACCUGCUGGUUUAAAGUGGAGCUUAGCAUCCCCGGAGAAUGGGCGGGGAAGGAAGUGCAUCUCCUGUGGGAAAGCGAUGGGGAAGGGAUGGUGUGGAGGGAUGCGCAGCCGGUUCAGGGUUUGACUAAAGAAGGGGAGAAGACCAGCUAUAUCCUGACAGAUGGCCUCAAGGAGACGGAGCCUCACAGUCUGACUGUCUACGUGGAAGUUGCCUGCAAUGGUCUCUUUGGGGCUGGAAAAGGCAGCCUGAUUGCACCUCCUGACCCUGACAAGAAGUUCACCCUGAACAAGGCAGAGCUUGUGGUCUUUAACAGGGAUGUCCAUGAGCUGCUGGUAGAUUUUGAGAUACUAGUAGACAUGGCCAAGCUCCUUGGGGAGGAAAACCAGCGGAGCUUCCAGGCACUGUACGUGGCCAAUCAGAUGGUUAACCUGCUUGAUGUCACGGACUCCUGUACCUUCCCUGCAGUGCGUCACCUCGCCUCUUCCAUCUUCAGCCAGAAGAAUGGCGAGAGCCAGCACACCAUCCAUGCUAUGGGCCACUGCCACAUCGAUUCUGCCUGGCUGUGGCCAUACGAGGAGUCUAUCCGCAAGUGUGCUCGCAGCUGGGUGACCGUCAUAUGCCUGAUGGAGAAGAACCCGGAGUUCACGUUUGUCUGCUCGCAGGCCCAGCAGUUUGAGUGGGUGAGGAACUGGUAUCCUGGGUUGUACGCUCAGAUUCAGGACUAUGCCAAAGAGGGACGAUUCAUACCUGUUGGUGGCACCUGGGUAGAAAUGGAUGGGAAUCUUCCCAGUGGUGAAUCAAUGGUGCGUCAGUUCCUGCAGGGACAGCGGUUUUUCCAGCAGCAGUUUGGGAAGCUUUGCUCGGAGUUCUGGUUGCCAGACACCUUUGGAUACUCGGCCCAGCUGCCCCAGUUGAUGCGUGGCUGUGGGAUACGAUGGUUCCUCACUCAGAAACUCAGCUGGAGCCUGGUGAACACCUUCCCGCAUAGCACCUUUUUCUGGGAAGGCAUCGAUGGCUCCCAAGUUCUGACCCAUUUCCCGCCUGGCAAUUCGUAUGCCCUAAAAGGUCGAGUGGAGGAGAUGCUGAAAACCAUGAACAACAACAGAGACAAAGGCCGUGUGAACCACAGCGCCGCUCUCUUUGGGUUUGGAGAUGGAGGAGGUGGCCCGACCCAGAAGAUGCUGGACAGGAUGAAGAGAAUGAGUGAUACAGAUGGGCUACCCAGGGUUCAGAUGUCCACACCUGACCGGUUUUUCUCUAUGCUGGAGAAGGAGAAGACCCAGCUGUUCACCUGGAUAGGAGAACUGUUCCUGGAGCUACACAACGGCACUUAUACCACCCAGACCCAGAUAAAGAAAGGGAAUCGGGAGUGCGAGCGGAUACUCCAUGAUGCUGAAGUACUGAGUAGUUUUGCUCUGACCCAGAAAAAUACUUUCCAGUAUCCUUCCAUCAAACUGCAGCAUCUCUGGAGGCUGCUGCUCCUGAAUCAGUUCCACGACGUGUUGCCGGGCAGUUGUAUCCAGCUAGUUGUGGAGGAUGCCAUGAGAUACUACGCAGAAAUCCGUAGCAUGGGUGGUCUCCUCAUUAAAGAUGCUAUUUGGUCCUUGUUUGGAGAACUUUUGCCGACUGGUCCCGAGACAGCAGAAAGCCUCCUUGUUCUGAACACUUUGCCCUGGGAACGGACUGAAGUCGUCUCCAGGACUGGAGCAAAGACCUUAGCCCUGGUGAAGGUGCCUAGCAUGGGCUGCUCUGCCGUGGAGGAUUCAUUAACACCCCCUCAUCCCGUGACGGUGACGAAACAGGCAGAUGGCUCUGUGACCCUGGAGAAUGGGGUUAUCGCGGCUCACCUGGACUCCAUGGGGCGCGUGAUGUCGCUUCGCUUAGUGCACUCGGGGAGAGAGUCAGUCCAGGAUGGUCACUGCGCUAACCAGUUUGUGAUAUUUGAUGAUGUUCCCUUGUACUGGGAUGCUUGGGACGUGAUGGAUUAUCACCUGGAAACCAGGAAGCCAAUCACAACCCUUCUGAAGCCUCUGGAGAUUGUCUUGGCUGGGGGCCUGCGAGGAAGUGUGAAAUUCUCUCUGCAGAUCAGUGAGCGGAGUGUCAUCACCCAAGAAGUCAUCCUGGAUGCCAUGUGUCCUUAUCUUCGAUUCCUGACCCAGGUUAACUGGAAUGAGGCUCACCGAUUCCUGAAGGUGGAGUUCCCAUUGCAGGUUCGGAGCAUGAAUGCAACGUAUGAGAUUCAGUUUGGGCACCUGCAGAGGCCGACGCACUGGAACACGUCUUGGGACUGGGCUCGGUUCGAGGUGUGGAGUCACAAGUGGAUGGACCUGUCUGAGCACGGCUUCGGGGUGGCAUUGCUGAACGACUGCAAAUACGGCGCGUCGGUGCACAAGAACGUGAUGAGCCUCUCGCUGCUGAGAGCGCCAAAGUCACCAGAUGCCACUGCAGAUAUUGGACCCCAUGAGUUCACCUAUGCCGUGAUGCCUCACAGGGGUUCCUUCCAGGAGGCGGGUGUGAUCCAUUAUGCUUACAACUUGAACUUCCCUCUGCACACCGUGCCAGCUGUGUCAGCGCAGUGUCCAGCCUGGAGUGCCUUCUCUGUGCAUUCACCAGCUGUUGUGCUAGAAACCGUCAAACAGGCUGAGGACAGGCUGGACGGGCUGGUGGUCAGGCUGUAUGAGUCACAUGGCAGCACUGUGGUCACGUGGCUCCAGACCUCCCUUCCUGUGAAGGAAGCAAUCAGCUGUGACCUCCUGGAACGGCCAGACCCGAGCAGCAAUCUGGCUGGAGGAGCAUGGCCUGAAGCUUUCCUUUACGCCAUUCCAAGUGCGCUCAGUCCUCUUGAUCUUGAGGCAGUAAGAGGGCUACUGCUACUGGCAGCCCAGUCCCUGUCCCGGAACCAGACAGAAAUCACCAUGCUCUGGGCGAUUCACUAGCUUCUCAAAUCAUGGGACACAUCGAUUCCAGCACUGUGGCUACCCAGUGGGAUAGUAAGGAGUUGCCCCUUCUCAGUGUGCGCCAAGGGUCGGUGUCAGGACAGAGAUCAGAAGCAUCUGGGCUCAAGUCAGCGCUGAUUCUGAGUGUAAAUGCCUGACGGUGGGCCAUGGCCUUAGUAAUGCCGGGGGGUGGGGAGAUCUCGAUUGGGGGCGGGGAUCACAGAGCUGGUGGUGUACUGGCUUAACCCACAAGUGGACAUCCUGAAUAGAAUCCUGUCCCUUUCAGGGGAGUGGUGCUGGGGUUUGAGCCUUGAUAAUGGCAGAAUUGGUUCCUUUUACUGCGUGUCCUACAACUCUAACAGUCCUGUGCUUCCCUGUUUGCAGGCACUUUACUGUUUCUGCAGACACGCAGCGUCUUUUUGCCUGGUCUUUCUGUAAAAACUGAGCAUUAAACACUGAAUCACGUGCUGAGUAAAGUUCUGACUGUUUGACUCUUGCCUGUGGCAUCAGAAAUGGGGCCGCUGCCCUUCACUGAGACCAGCGCCAGGCAGAUAAUAAAAUCCCUAGUGUAGGAGCCACAAAGCUCCCUAGGCUCCUAAGUCCUGUUUUUAGGCUCAGCUGUGACCCUCAAAGCUCUUGUUCAGCUGCCAUCUAACCCUGCAGGCACCUCAGGUUCUGCAGUAGGUGCUGGGUUCUGCCUCUCUACAUGCAUGCCGUUGCCUCACUUGAGGUGUCUAGGCACCUGUCUCCCACCUACACCCCAGAGUGAGUGAGCCAAAGCCUGGUGUUCCCCUGAGUCGUGGGUGGGGCCAGUGAGCAUGCUCAGAGACUGCGUAGCUCCACAGGACAGCCAGGGUGGGGGGAGGCCUUCCCUUGUCAGCUGUAGCCCUGUGGUUACAGUGCUGGGAGGAGACCACUGGUUCAAGUCUCCCCUCUGCCAGAUAAGGAGAAGGGAUUUGAGCAGGGAUCUGCUACCUCUCAGGUCAGGGCCCUGAGAAUGGGAUAUGCUCAUGUAGUCUCUCUCAAUCUCUCUUAUUGAAGUUGUUUCACUUUAAUUAAAUAAUUGAAUAAUUAACAAGGGCAGAGAAAGUUAGAAUGAUUCUGCUUGGGGCACUCACCUGAGAGGUGCAGAGGCCUGUUCAAAUCCCUACUCAUCUGGCAGAGGAGGGACUUGAACCCCCUUUGUCCCUGCUCUUUUGUGGAGUUAGGCAGCUUCUGAGUACACUCACUGGAUUGGGCCCUGCUUGUGACUUAGACAGCCAAACCCCUGUCUGCUCCUGGUUUGUGGAUUGCUACCAACGAUAGGUGCUUUCUACCAGCCCAGACUUGGGGGCUGAACUUAGAGAGGGGCCUGGUGGAACUUAGCACAUCCCUCUUGCUGGCCUCUUCCAUUGACUCCCCACCUACCUCGCUGGCUUUGUGAAAUGUUGUCAAAGGCGCCUGUCUCAUCCCAUUCACUGUGAAGGCCCCUACCGCAGGGUUGUUCCUGUGAUUUUCUAGGUGUCUAAACAUUAAACAUUGUGAUGCCUCAGACCCUUUUGUGGAUUCAGGCCCUAGCGCUUUCAGUAUCAUCAUCCCCACUUGACAGCUGGGAAACUGAGGCACAGAGCGGUGAUGUGGCUUGCCCAAGUAGUCUACUAGCUUGGCCCUUGGGUGAGCGCUAAGGGGUAACCCAUCAGCUAGAAAAAAGUUAUUUCUACCACAUUAGGCACCUAUCUAGUGUUCAUCACCAGGGUGAUGGAACUACAUACUCAAAAUAACACUGGUUUGGAAUGCUUGGGAAAUAUUUAGCCCCCAAUGAUAUAUUUUAUACAUAUGCCUGUGUUGUUUUGCCUUUGGUUAAAACAAAAGUCUGUAGUCACACAACAUUAUGAAUUUGUUUGUACCAUGUAUUACAUCAAAAUAUGCAUCAUUAUUUGUAGAAUGUACUCAUCUCAGAAAAGGUUUUCUGUCUGCUAUUUUUCUGAAGUUAUGCAGAUAAGACCCCCCCCUACUCCUUAAUUAUAAAACAUAUUUUGAGGUUAUCUGCUGUGCUGGAGACAUACGUGGGGAAGGACCAUGGAAUGGAAUCUGUAAGGCUAGGGCAGAGACUGUAGCCUUCAAAUGUAGAAUAUUGCAAACUAUAACCAUGGCUGUUAUAGUUAAGACAACAUGCUACAAAAUUGGCAGGGCAAAUAACAAAAACAAAGAAAGAGUUAAAAGAAAGCAGGAGAAGCCACAGAGCUCUGGAAUGCUCCUGUUCUCCUAACAGGGUGGCAAGCAGUCCAGAGACAGCAAGCAGUCCAGAGACAGCAAGCAUGGGAACAGAAUAAAACUUUGUGGAAACAGCUGUAAAAAACCUACCAAAAAAAAAAAAAUGUGCUGUCCUGUUAUAAAUAUUUGUGGUCAUCAGCAAGCGUGAGCUACCCUGUGCCUGAAGAAUGGGAACAGAAAUAGAAAAAGGUGGCCCUAGCAAAAUUAAGAGAUGCAUUAACAGAUGGCGUUGCCCAAAAACAGUUAACUGGAGCAUGUAAGAGCACUCCCGCACUCCAUUUGGCAUGUGGACAAAAGCAACAAACACUGGGGGAAACAAAUAGAGGUUUUGCAAGAACAGGUAACAAUCCUCACUUCCCUUUCAAAGCCAGGAUAAAAACCAGGGAUGCGGGUUCCCAAGUGUUUUAACCCCUGGAGCUACACUCCUUGCUCAUGGCUAAAAACGCAACCUUCUUUCUCAAAUAUUUUUACAUACAGUUAAGUUUUCCUUUAUCUCCUUUCUCAGUUUGCUAAACUUGCUGCUGCUGCCUGUACUUAAGAUAACUUUAUAGAGUUAAUGUUCAGGUCUCACUACCUUCCUAGGUUGCUCUUCAUCCCCUCCCCCCCUUAAAAGUUAUAGUUUUUACAGAAACCUCCAAAAGCUUAAAAAUAGAACAAAGCAACAAUCAAACAAAUUAAAAAACAAGGUAAACAUUUUACUUUAAAAAACUCCAGUAAAUAAAUAAAUUUAACUCUUCAGGAAUGCAAUAGAUGGAAUUACUCCUAACUUGCUUGAAGAUAAGGUUGCCAAGCAAUAGAAAUGCACACUCUGCUUCUAAUCCUAACCACUAACUAAUAUUUGAAACAUGGGCUUUCCUUAUUAUCACAGUUUUAAAAUAAAAUUAAUAUAAAAUAAUGGAAAAUGCCUUGUUACUAAAUUAAUACAAUAAUUAUUGCAAAUAUUAAUAUGAAUUCAUUUUAUUAAAAAUGAAGGUAAUAACUUGCUUAUUUAAAUGGUUAACCAUUUUGUUUAUCUUUUAAAAUAUUUUUUAUUUUUGUCUUAUUUCAUAUAGGUAUAAAUAAGAAGUCUGGCGCCAUUUGUUUUUAAUUGUAAGUUUGUCAUGUAUGCUGUCCUGUUUGUAUGUUGUGUGUGUAACAUCACUUUUUUUUUUUAAUUAUUUUUAUUUUGUUGCAACAAAAGUCAAUUUUAUACCUUUUUUUAAAAAUAUAAGUGGUACCACACUAUUUUACUAUUAUGUUUGGGGUAUAAGCAUCAUAAUAUUAUUACCACCAUUUUUUUAAAGUUCAAAAAGGUCUCAGUUAUAAAUAUAUGCAUUAUUUGUUGAGGCAGAAAUAGAUGUACAAUUAAAAACCAAAAGAAUUCUUUUAUUAAUUUUUUUUAUUAUUUUUAUUUUUUAUUCAAAGAAAAAAUGUAAGGGGAAAUCUCAACAUUAAGGUAAAGGUAAUAUUAAAGUGUCAAUUUCUUGUUUGGGUUUUUA
Messenger RNA from Malaclemys terrapin pileata, 6964 nucleotides. It is a transcript of the gene MAN2C1, whose product is annotated as mannosidase alpha class 2C member 1. Lineage: Eukaryota; Metazoa; Chordata; Testudines; Emydidae. Gene Ontology annotation, molecular function: alpha-mannosidase activity; carbohydrate binding. Gene Ontology annotation, biological process: oligosaccharide catabolic process; mannose metabolic process. The record is from RefSeq and is a predicted model, not a curated record.